Molecule: messenger RNA, 1426 nt
Organism: Pistacia vera
Lineage: Eukaryota; Viridiplantae; Streptophyta; Magnoliopsida; Sapindales; Anacardiaceae
Product: glucuronoxylan 4-O-methyltransferase 2
Exons: 1
Coding region: 93-1097 (334 amino acids)
Biological process (GO): xylan biosynthetic process
Source: RefSeq, a predicted model, not a curated record
ACCAUUUCAAUGAAAACCUCACUAUUACCUUUGAGAAGGAUGGGAUAGUAGUGUGCUUGUAGAAGUACUGGAAACAAAGAUCGCAGAAGAAAAUGCCCCCUGAAGUACCCUCUUGCCGUCCCCUUCUAUGUCCUCUUGUUAAUUCUUCAUCUCUACCUUCCCCUAUAAAACACAAAUAUCGCCGAGGAACUAGGAGUAAGAUGAUGAAUCCUGGAAAGAAUAUUAUCCCUCUUCUUAUUUUCAUCUUAACAACCCUCUCCAUCCUCAGACUUCUUAAACUUGCCAUCUUUUCAGCUCCUUCACCACCUUUCUCUUCUUCGCUGCCACCUCAACAAUCUCCUUCACCGCCUUUCUCUUCUUCGCCCUCACCACAACAAAAUACAUGCUCCUCUCCAGCAUGCAGUAAUACUCCAUCACACCCACUAGAAACCUCAAUAAGUCCACCUAAAACUUCUUCUGUUAAUGCAACCACCCUCACAAAAAAGGAAUUCAAACUUCUAUCAGAUCUCAUUAAGCGUAAAGCACCUUGCAACCUACUUAUUUUUGGGCUGGAACCCCAGUACAUAAAGCUCUCAAAAAUGAAUGCAGGAGGGAUCACCAUUUUUCUAGAGGAUGACUCAAAGAAGAUAAGUGCAAUCAAAAGUAAGUCCAAGAGAACUGAAAUCUAUAAGGUUGAAUACUCGAUACCUGCAAAAGAUGCUUACAAGCUGCUUAAGCAUGCAAGACAGAACCCAGAUUGUGCACCCGGAUCAGGACCCCUUCAAGCGUCAAAAUGUAAGCUGGCAUUGAAAAAUUUACCACAAGAAGUUUAUAAACAUAAAUGGGAUGUGGUGGUGGUGGAUGGACCGAGCGGAGACGCACCAGAGGCACCAGGCAGAAUGUCAACAAUCUACAUGUCUAGUAUCAUUGCUAGAGCUGGGAAUGCGACAGAUGUUUUAGUGCAUGACAUAGAUCGAACGAUUGAAAAAUGGUUCUCUUGGGAGUUUCUGUGUGAUGAUAACUUGGUGUCUUCUAAAGGGAAAUUGUGGAAUUUUAGGAUCGCAGAUCAGUCAAAGUCUACAAGGUUUUGUUCCGCCAAAAAAAUGGUGAUAGAAUAACGGCUUUCUUUCCGGGAUGAUCGCAUGCGCACCAGAAAACCAGUUCAUCCAUUGAUGAAAAAUCUUUACCAUAAACAUUAGUCAUUCAGUAUUGGUACAAGACAAGAGCACCAGUUGAAAAGAUAGUAACCAUAUCAUAAACAUACGAGUGUGUAAAUAAUGGAAUGAGAUUCUGUCUUAAAUCCUUCUUAUUCUUAGAAGUUUUAAUUAUUUUUACAGCGGUCAAGUGUCGAGUUGAGUUAAAAUACCUAUUGUUUAUGUUUGUUACUAGAAUGUAAUAGAUAAUAUUGAGAAUGCCAUAGUGCUAUUCCUAAAUCUCUCUUUUUACC